Elgaria multicarinata webbii is the source of this 1196-nucleotide messenger RNA. It is a transcript of the gene RWDD4, whose product is annotated as RWD domain containing 4. The coding region runs from base 150 to 713 and encodes 187 amino acids. The record is from RefSeq and is a predicted model, not a curated record. Gene Ontology annotation, molecular function: protein binding. NCBI's taxonomy places the organism in Eukaryota, Metazoa, Chordata, Lepidosauria, Squamata, Anguidae. The transcript is spliced from 7 exons.
GCGGGUCAGUCAGGGGUGCGCGGAUCUCACUCUGUGUGAGUGGGUUGGCGAGGCAGGCGUCCCGACCCCCUGAAGGGCGGUGGGAGGGCAGGGUGUGUGUGCAGUGAAAGGGAUCCCGAGAGGAGGGUCUUCGUCUCCGGCGUCGCGCCAUGACGGCGAACGAGGACCAGGAGAUGGAGUUAGAAGCAUUACGUUCAAUUUAUGAAGGCGAUGAGUGUUUCAGGGAGCUUAGCCCUGUCUCCUUUCAAUAUAGGAUAGGUGAAAAUGGAGACGCUAAAGCAUUUUUAAUAGAAAUAUCAUGGCCAGAAACAUACCCCCAAACAGCACCAGUCAUAUCUAUGGAUGCAUUCUUCAACAAUGCCAUAUCGUCUGUCAUAAAGCAAAGUAUAUUGAAUAAAUUAAUGGAGGAAGUUGAAGUUAACCUCGGAACCUCUAUGACAUACACAAUUUUUGAAUAUGCCAAAGAUAAUAAAGAGCUUUUCAUGGAAAACCAGCCUGUUAAUACUGUGACAGCAUUGAACAAUUGCUUCUCAACUGGGCAUCCAGAUACAGCACAACCAAGUAAGAAAAAAGAGAAAAAGGAACAGUUGACUAAAACGCAGAAACGAAAGUUAGCAGACAAAACAGAUCACAAAGGAGAGCUUCCUCGAGGAUGGAAUUGGGUCGAUGUAAUCAAGGUAACAUGCAAAACGGGCUCCAAGGAUGAUGAAUAAGUGGACUUUUAUAUGGGAGAAUGUCAAGUUUUAUUACAACGCAUUCUAAUGUCAGCUACAUCUCUUUUUUCACUUACAUUUUAUAAAGUGACAGUUCCUCACACAUUUAAAUUUUACAAAGGUGUGGUCAACAGGAAGGACAUUUUUCUGGUAUUUAUCACUUUCUUCAUAUCACUUCGUUGCCUUUAAGGAAGAUGCUGAAGAUGGUAUCAUUCUAUUCAGAUUCCAACUGUUAUGACUGUACAACAAAACAAUAUGUAAUUUUAAUGUAUAUUGUUUCACACUGUAUUAAAUCAUGAACAUAUUUGAUGAUAAAUAAUCUAAAACAUAGUUAAUUUAGGGCUUCCAUCCUCUAGCGAAAGUCCAAACCUCUUAAUGUGUUGUUUUCAUUAUGUUCCCAGGCUUGUCUAAAGGAUUAGAAGGUUUGUCUUAUUCUAUAUUUAAUUUUUAUGUAAUUACUUUCCUGUAAUUUCAAAUAUCAUU